AUGGCAGAGGAGUCAAAGGACUUGAGCCUAAUGGUGCCUGCAGCUGUUGGCAGUUGUGGUAUUCCCGUUUUUAGACUAACUGUUUUGAGUGAAAACUCCUCGAUUGUAGCCAUCAGUGUGAUGAAGUACUACUCGAGUCCUGAAACUUCUAGUCCUGAAACUUCUAGUCCUAUUCUAGUGAGGUUAUAUUUCUACCCUGAUGGUGACAAAGAAAGAUAUGGAGAAGGAUGCAUAUCUCUUUAUGUGAGCAUUGAGGAUACUAGUGCUUUGCAACCUGGCUGGGAGAUUGAUGCCAAUGUCAGAUUUUUUGUAUAUGAUCAGAUUCGAGACGAGUACUUAAUGUUCCAAGACACAAAACGGUUGCAUGAAAUUAACAAAGAAUGCGGCAUUGCCCAAUUGCUGGAUCUCAGCUAUUUCAAGAAUCCCACAAAUGGCUUCCUUUUUCGUGACAAAUGUGUGGUCGGAGUGGAAAUUUUUGCAAAUAUAUAUACUGGUGUGGGAGAGUGCUUGCCGGCGCCUGAGAAAUUCUACUACAACCCCUACACUUGGAAGAUCAAUGACUAUUCUAAGCGUGCAAAUGUUCUCUAUUCUGAAGUUUUUGUCCGAGGAAACCACCACUGGAAGCUAAGACUUUGUCCCAAAGGAGACUUUGGGCAGGAAGCCAAAAGCCUAUCCCUCUAUCUGGAACUGGUUGAAUCAGAACCUGCUACAAGAAUUUACGCAGAUUACAAGUUUCAGCUAAAAAACCAGGAAAGCGGAGAAGAUUUUGAGCUCACAGGUCUUGACGUAUUUUCUUCUUCAACCCCUAGUUGGGGGUUUUCUGAAUUUCUUUCCAUAAAUGAUGUUGAAGACUCUUCCAAAGGAUUCCUCGUUGAAGAUGUUUUGAUUAUUCAAGUCGAAAUCAUCCAUAUCUCAGCUGUUAAAAAGUUCUCCUAAGACUGCUUAACAUACAGAU
Molecule: messenger RNA, 955 nt
Organism: Coffea arabica (coffee)
Lineage: Eukaryota; Viridiplantae; Streptophyta; Magnoliopsida; Gentianales; Rubiaceae
Source: RefSeq, a predicted model, not a curated record